Coccomyxa subellipsoidea C-169 is the source of this 1053-nucleotide messenger RNA. RefSeq lists its product as hypothetical. The record is from RefSeq and is a predicted model, not a curated record. The transcript is spliced from 7 exons. Gene Ontology annotation, biological process: cilium assembly. Gene Ontology annotation, cellular component: intraciliary transport particle B; cilium; centrosome. Bases 1 to 1053 code for a protein of 350 amino acids. Lineage: Eukaryota; Viridiplantae; Chlorophyta; Trebouxiophyceae; Coccomyxaceae.
AUGCCUGCACUGGUUGUUUUCGCGGUGAGCCCCUUGUUUGGGACAGGGGCCGAGGUGUCUGACGACAUUGGCACGAAAGGAAAGCGAGUACGCUUUCUGAAGGCCAUUGGUCAGAGUUUGACUAGCCAUUAUGGCGUAAUACUGGACCUUGUCGCCCUCUAUUCGGCAGAUAGUGCCGCUGUACCGGAGCUCCUCAAGCUGGCAGCCCUGCUGCAAUCAGCCCACAAGGCGGCGCCAGGCAAGGAUGCAGAGGAGCUCAUCCCCUACGCGGAACCAGGGGAUAUUCUAGAAGCACAACGCUCGGCCUCAGAGCUGAGCAGGCUGGCUGAGUCGCUGCCAGCUCUUCUGCAGCAGGAGAUGGGCCUGCGAGAGGAGCGCCAGAGGCAAGCCCAGCACACAGUGCCUCCAGAGGCGCUGUCUCGUGAGGUGGACAUGCAGGCAGUCCAGCAGCACAUAAUCGCCGCCACAGCAGAGGUCCGGCAGCAGCUGGCCGACACCCGGCAGGCCAUAACCGAGCUGCAGGAGCGGGAGAUGGGUCUUGCGGGCGCGCUGGAGCGGCGACGAGCCGAGGUCCGCGGCGCGGCGGCGCGGGUCGAGGCGCUGGCGGCGGCGCGGCCGGCGCACGCGGCCGAGGAAGAUACACUCCGGGCGCAGCUGCACGCGCUGUUCGACGAGUACAACCAAGCGACGCGCAACAGGGAGUGGCUGCAUGCUCAGAUCAGGCAGCAGCGAGCUGGAGACACCAUCCUUGCCGAAGAGAAAACGGAGAGGCUGCGGGCAGAGAUCCAAGAUGCAGAGGCGCGCAUGCUGGCAGGGCAGGGGAGAAUCAAACGACGCAGUAGCUGCAGCAGUGACAGCGGUUCUGGUAGUAGCGGGUCAGACAGUGACAAGGACGCUGAUGUCAGCAGCGCCAGGUGGCUGCCAGCUGGCGUCAGCGGUGAUGUCAGCCGAUCGUUGUUACGCACCCCUGCGCUGAUGUCAGCGCGAGUGGGAAUGCCGUCUUCUUACAGACCUGGGCUCGCGAAGUUUGGCACCUACGCAGAUGACUUUUGA